AAGAUAAACCUGAUCUGAGGCUUUGGCAUUCUAUAGCAGUGCAGGUAGAGCAGGCGUAUCACCUUGCUAGGAAUGUACCAGCCCUCAUCUUUGCUGUCACCAGCGACUGCAGCCAAUCAGUGACAGUAUCAGCUCUGCUGAAGAGGAAGAGAUAGAAUUUCCACCUGUGUAGUUGUCAGAACAAACAAGACGCACCGAAGAGCUGGAUGAAAUGCGAGGAGGCUUUUAAAGGUUACACAGCUUCAGUUUUUGAUUUUCUGGAACUUUAUUCCUAACUUAACCCUGGCCAGAGAAUUCUGCUCCUGGCAAGAACCAGCUACAGGUGAGACAGGCAAAAAUUCAUUUUAAUUCACAAGAGGGACACACACACGAUCCAUAUUGCAUGAAAUACCACAGGAGAAGAAGGAAGCAAAAGGGAUGUUGUGACGCUAAAUUUCUGUAAUCUUCCUGUCGGUGGGAUGUGCCUUCCUGUCACUGUGUCCAAGAGCUAUGACUUUAUGUCAGUGUUUCUCAGUUAAGCUGGAUCACAACCACCAAUAGGUUUGCUUCCUGUAUUGUCUUACUGGACUCUUUCAGCUCCCUGCUCGCAAUGUGUGCUUAUCAUACUGUAAAAUGGUAUUCCUUCGAGGAAUCAUAUACAUGGGUUGUGGUGCAAUGCUUCUGAUGACCAGCGCUUGUGCACAUCUUGGGGCUCCAGGUUUACUCCAGUUGGAAGUUCGAAGCUCUUUGAUCCUUUGUCAUUAGAAAUGGCGCUGUCACCCCCAAGGACUCCUCCUGAUCCAAGAAGGAUGCAGAAUGAUAUCCUAGAGGAGCACACAGAGCUUUGGUGGUUCAGAGAGCCUGUUAAAUCAAUACUGUGCUACACUUUGGCUGUGGUUCUCAUUUUAGCAUGUGGUGUUGGUGGUAUUGUACUCCUGUCUACCACAACUAGUCGCUCUGGAGAAUGGAGGAUGGCUAUAGGGGCCACAUUAUGCAUUCUAGCACUGCUAGUCUUACUCAAGCAACUACUGAGCUCUGCUGUGCAGGAUAUGCAUUGUGUUCAAAGGCGUGAACACAUUGACAUGCUGAAGAGUGGUGGCUUAUCAGACACUGUGGUCUUUGUAUGCAGUUCAAUUAUUAUCCUAGUAUGUGGUGUGGUCCUACUUGUAUUGUCCUUCUCUGGAGAAACACCUGGAUCCUCUACAGUACUGAUCACCAUGCACACUGUAGGAGUCAUACUCAUAACUGUUGGUGUUGUUAUGCUUUUUGCAAUUUUGGUAUACAUGAUUGUAAUAAUAUGCAAAUCUUGUGUCUCCAGUCGCUUUCAUCCAAGGAACAUAAGUGUUUUCUUUAUCUCUGGGCAACUCAGUGGAACACAUCUACAGAAUCCAACCUCCAGUAUGGCCAACCUUAUCUAAAAAAAGUGCAGCAAACCAAAACAAUAAUCUUAUCUUUGCUACACACACUGUUUGAGCCAGCAAAAGAUAUGAUUAUAUAUCAGAGUCUGUGACUUGUGACUUCUUGCUUCAUAUGCACAUAAAAUGGACAAUGAAAUAUUUUCAUUUAAUUCCAUUUAAAUGAUGCAGGAUGCUAAGAAAGAUUUUCAUGGUAAAUAUAUUUGUGAUACUUAACCUGGGGAAUUUACCUCAUCAAUAAAAACGGACAUGUCCUACCUUAACAUGUUCUAACAUACUA
Messenger RNA from Xenopus tropicalis (tropical clawed frog), 1674 nucleotides. It is a transcript of the gene tmem125, whose product is annotated as transmembrane protein 125. The coding region runs from base 747 to 1397 and encodes 216 amino acids. NCBI's taxonomy places the organism in Eukaryota, Metazoa, Chordata, Amphibia, Anura, Pipidae. The transcript is spliced from 2 exons. The record is from RefSeq and is a predicted model, not a curated record.